UCUCUCUCUUUCACAUACCAACUAACACAAACAACGGAGAGAGGUUUCUCUCUCCUUCUCUCUCUUGGCGAUUUCAUACUUUCUGGUUUCUAAUUCUGAGAAUUUUGGGGCGCAUCGAAACCCUAGAUUUGUUCUCAUUGUUGACCGGUCGAAGGAAAUAGAGAGCAGGGGAUGAGGGAGGACUGCGGAAUUGUUAUAACUAACGUUUGUUAAAUGGAUUUAGAAGAUAAAUUGCUUGCUAAAGUUUCUGGUGUUCAAAGCCUGUCUUCCAGUGUGCAAAGCACUCCUGAGAAGAAUGGUCAUUCUGAUGAUGCUUCAAGAAGUCCAGAGCUACUUCAAGAAUUUUUGAGAUCUGGUCCCAAGAAGGAACUGUUAAGGACUUGUUUUGAUAAGGACAAGAAAAACUUAGUUUCAUCAAAAAACAAGACGAUGGAGAUAGCAAAGGUGACGUGCAAGACUAAUAAGAAGGUGGACCCAAGAAAAGCUUCUUCUAGUCCUAGCAAUCAGCCUUCUUCUAGAAAGCAAAAUAGAAAGGGAGAAAAUCCAGUGCGACUCCCUCCAACUCCUGAACAAUCUUCAGAAUUUGGUUUGUCACACUCAUGGAUAUGUAAAAAUUCUGCAUGUAGAGCUGUCCUGUCUAUAGAUGACACAUUUUGUAGGCGGUGCUCUUGCUGUAUCUGUCACCUGUUUGAUGACAACAAGGACCCUAGUCUUUGGCUGGUUUGCUCGUCAGACUCUGGUCAGGGAGACUCCUGCGGUUUAUCUUGCCACAUUGAGUGUGCCCUUCAACGUGAAAAGGUUGGGGUAGUUGAUCUCGGACAGUUGAUGCAGCUAGAUGGUAGUUAUUGCUGUGCUUCUUGUGGUAAAGUGUCUGGAAUACUUGGGUGUUGGAAAAAGCAACUACUUGUAGCAAAAGAUGCACGUCGUGUUGAUGUACUUUGUUAUAGAAUAUACUUGAGUUACAGGCUCUUAGAUGGGACUUCAAGGUUUCGAGAGCUGCAUGAUAUAGUCAAAGAAGCCAAGGCUAAAUUGGAAACAGAAGUGGGUCCGGUGAAUGGUGUUUCUUCUAAAAUGGCACGUGGAAUUGUCAGUAGACUCUCUAUUGCUGGUGACGUGCAGAAGCUCUGCUCCCUUGCAAUUGGGAAAGCAGAUGAAUGGCUGACCAACACUUCUAGUCUCAAUCCAAAUAACAGAGAGGAUUCACUUCCUUCUGCUUGCAAGUUUCUUUUUGAAGAAGUAACACCGUCAUCUGUUGUGAUUAUCUUAAUUGAGCUGUCUAAAGCAUCAUCAAAUGACAUUAAGGGCUACAAGCUCUGGUAUUACAAUUGUAGAGAAGACGGAUAUUCAAAGGAGCCCAAUUGUGUCUUUCCAAGAACUCAGAGAAGGAUUUUAAUAUCCAACUUGAAGCCUUGCACAGAGUACACUUUUCGGAUCAUUUCGUAUACAGAAACUGGUGAUUUGGGUCACUCUGAGGCAAAGUGUUUCACCAAGAGCGUUGAGAUACUUCACAAGAAUCCUAAUUUACCAGCUGUGAAAAUAGAUAAGAAAGAGAAUACCUCCACUGAGGGAAGUCCUAGUGGGAAGGGGGAAUCUAAAAAUGCAGUGGCAGCUGGUUCUUCUGAAUUCAAGGUUCGAGACCUGGGAAAGAUACUACAUCUAGCUUGGGCUCAAGAGAAGGGCUACCUAGAAGGGUUUUGCAGUGCAGAUGUAGAGAAGUGUUGUGCAGCUAACAAAGUAGUAAAGCCAGAAAUCAUACAAGAACGGUUGCCUUCUGUCUCACGGGGGCUUGACUUGAAUGUUGUUUCUGUCCCUGAUCUGAAUGAAGAAUUAACUCCACCAUUUGAGUCUUCCAGAGAUGAAGACAAUGGUUGCAGCUUGCAGCUAACUGUUGAAGCAGAUGAUGCUGCUUCGCAUGACAUAUUAAAGAACGGUUUAGCAAGAUCACAUGGUAGUGGUGAUUCCCAGACCUGGACACAUGGACCGACUGGUGAUGUGCCAGCUGUUGAUUCAAGGACUGAAUUUUGUCGAAAAAGAGCAUUGGUGAACACAAUUGAGGAGGCACAUGAUUGUGACAGCACACUGAUUAAUGGUUCUCCAUUCCGAAUAUCUAAUGAAUCUAGUUCCUUGGAUGAGAACUUUGAGUACUGUGUGAAAAUAAUCCGGUGGCUUGAAUGUGAAGGUCAUAUAACACAGGAAUUCAGAUUGAAAUUGUUAACUUGGUUUAGCCUUAGAUCAACUGAGCAGGAGCGGAGAGUGGUGAAUACGUUCAUUCAAACCAUGAUUGAUGAUCCCAGUAGCUUGGCUGGCCAGCUGGUAGACUCCUUCUCAGACAUUAUUUCCAGCAAGAGGCAAAAGAACGGUUUCUGUAGUAAGCUGUGGCAUUAAAGUGAGGAGGGUCAUACCGAUGAUGAGGAUUGCUAUUUGCUCCUCGGCCACGUUUUUAGUAAAUGCUCUUCUUUUAUUAUAAACGACCAUUAAUCUGAUGAUCAAUUUCGCCAUCUUUGUACAGGCAAAUAUUUUUUUAAUCUCUGUCUGUAAUGUUUCAUUAGUAUCACGGGCAAGAUUUGUUCCGGCUAAAAGAUUCGGUAUCGGUAGCUGAUCAAGGAGACAAAAUAUCUGUUUUUUCUCUGGAGGGAGGCUUGGAUUAAAGGGUAUUCUACAUCUACUUCUGCUUGUAGAGAGGAAGCAUUUCUCAUUUUUCUUAAUUGUUCUAAUUACAAGGAAGCAGUAGCAUUUUCAAUCAUAGAGGAAACUAUGACUAUAAUUUUAUCAUUUGCCUUCUUAAAUUCAAAGAAGGGUACAUGGGUAGAUCAUGAAUUUUACGUGGUCUUAUGAAAUAUUUCUUCUUAUUGAUCUAUUCUUUCAUGGAA
Humulus lupulus (European hop) is the source of this 2870-nucleotide messenger RNA. Its product is annotated as VIN3-like protein 1. NCBI's taxonomy places the organism in Eukaryota, Viridiplantae, Streptophyta, Magnoliopsida, Rosales, Cannabaceae. The transcript has 6 exons. The record is from RefSeq and is a predicted model, not a curated record. Gene Ontology annotation, biological process: vernalization response; epigenetic regulation of gene expression. Bases 214 to 2385 code for a protein of 723 amino acids. Gene Ontology annotation, molecular function: protein binding.